Cryptotermes secundus is the source of this 1420-nucleotide messenger RNA. RefSeq names its product exosome complex component RRP46 (gene Rrp46). The transcript has 5 exons. NCBI's taxonomy places the organism in Eukaryota, Metazoa, Arthropoda, Insecta, Blattodea, Kalotermitidae. Gene Ontology annotation, biological process: poly(A)-dependent snoRNA 3'-end processing; nuclear mRNA surveillance; rRNA catabolic process. The coding region runs from base 135 to 824 and encodes 229 amino acids. Gene Ontology annotation, cellular component: nuclear exosome (RNase complex); nucleolus; cytoplasmic exosome (RNase complex). The record is from RefSeq and is a predicted model, not a curated record.
AGCACUUAGGCACUUACCACGCUUACCACUACAUCACACUUUUGCUGAUCAUUACCGAUAAUGAAUAAUCGUUUAAGCGUGCAUAUGGGUAAAAAUUGUCCUUGUGCAUUUCAGGUUGAACGAAAACGAAGUGUAUGUAUAAAAUGCAGAUAGAAAGUGAGGAAGACUGCUUACGACCCAUGAACUGUCAGUUAAACGUUUUAAGCAGGUCAGAUGGUUCUGCAAUGUUUACGCAAGGAGAUACCGCAGUUGUGACUGCAGUAUUUGGACCUGCUGAAGUGAAACCACAGCGCAUAUUAAUAGAUAAAGCAAGUGUUGAAGCACUUUAUCGUCCUAAAACGGGCCUGCCACGUGUGCAUGACAAGAUGCGGGAAACACUGAUUCGAAAUACAUGUAGCACUGCUCUGCUCGUUACUCUUCAUCCAAGAACAUCGAUAUCAAUCAUAGUACAAGAGAUGCAAGAUUCAGGUGGAUUAUUGGCAUGUGCAGUCAAUGCAGCUUGUCUUGCACUCAUCAAUUCUGGGAUUGCAAUGAAGUUCUUAGUUGCUGCUGUAAGCUGCAUGAUUGAUCAUGAAGACAAUAUUCUUAUUGAUCCAAACAGCAAACAGCUUAAGGGCAGCAAGGCAAGUUUGACAUUUGUAUUUGAUAGUAUUAAGAAGAACAUUAUGGCCUGCCACACAACUGGAAGAUUCACCCAGCUCCAAUAUGAAGAAAGUCUUUUGAAAUGCAGAAAUGGGAGUGAUAAGAUUUUCAGUUUCUAUAGAGAGAUAGUCAGGAAAGUGCAUCAAGAACAUGACAGGAUGUCUCCAACAUGCAGAACAUGACGCACACAAAAGUGAUGAUCUUUGUUGUCAUUUUUUUUUUCAUUUAUGUCUCAUUUGAUAUGUACGGCCUUAAAAACUAUUUCAUGUUUAAAAACGAUAUAAUGGUACAUUAUGAUUCAUUAAAAUUACUUUGAUUUAUAUUUGAAGGUAUAAUUAUAACAUUAAAUUUCAGUCAGUCUGUGUGCAGUCUCAUAUCAUGCAUGAACAGAGUCACCAUUUUUUUCACACUUAGCGAAUAUGUUUUUUCUCAUAUGUUCAGUAAAUAAUUUUAUGGUGCCCCUGUUCUCCAAGGAUGAGGCACUAUCCUGUUGCACGUUCAUUUACGACUGUCCAUCUCUCAUCCAUUUUUUGGAUGUGCACUUUCCAAUUCUCUUUAUCUUUGAUAUUUUGGUGAAGUAAACUCUCAGUUAUUUCUUGAUAUCUUAAGUUCCUAUUCUAUUUUACUGCAACCCAUUUCGGAUUUCUAAAAAUGUUGUAUCAGCUGCUUUUAUUGUCAACGAGGUCUUUAGUUUCCAUGGUCCAGAAUUCACUGCCAUAUUUUUGUUAAAUUAAAACAUCCGUAUGAUCCUACCAUGAUAAAACUGACUUGUCCAAUU